Messenger RNA from Ostreococcus lucimarinus CCE9901, 13188 nucleotides. RefSeq lists its product with no specific name. Gene Ontology annotation, biological process: microtubule-based movement. Gene Ontology annotation, cellular component: dynein complex. The record is from RefSeq and is a predicted model, not a curated record. The transcript has a single exon. Lineage: Eukaryota; Viridiplantae; Chlorophyta; Mamiellophyceae; Mamiellales; Bathycoccaceae. The coding region runs from base 1 to 13188 and encodes 4395 amino acids. Gene Ontology annotation, molecular function: ATP binding; dynein intermediate chain binding; ATP hydrolysis activity.
AUGCGGCAAAGGGCAAUCAAAAGUAUAGAAACGAGUUCACCGUUGACCGAUCUCGCGGCUCAUGCGCACACGUUCAUGUCCAAAUUGCUCGAUGCGUCGAAUUCCCAUCGAACAGUGCUGUACGUUCCAGAUGAUCAGAGUACUGGUAACUUGGAGAGCGUCGUCGCAAACUGGUCCCGUCAACUUCGCCAGGUGCUCGGGCGCGGCGGGGACGUCGGCGAAGACGACGAGAGCAAGCGCGACGCACAGAGACUGGACGAACGAGUACAGUCCGAUGGACCUUUGAUGCGCAUCAUGAAGUUUUGGCCCGAACGCGCGACGGACUUGCGCGGUGUUCAGGAACAGCUGCAAUCGGAAAGCGUUCGGUUGAUUGUGAAGAAACUCGCGUCGCAGAAAAACGCAAACUACCUGUGCGAUGACAUCGCGGCGUUUGAACAGUUGAUCGUCGACAGAGUUCACUUGGCUGAACGCAUCAGUGACAUGUUCAGCCGCGUCAAGCCCGCAUGCGAAGCUUUGAGCGUCGCACGACUGGCAGACGUCCCGCAAAUCUUGCCGCGCCUCGUUGACGCAAUCUUCCUGGCGUGGCUGAAUACGGAUUCAAACAUCAAAGACGCGGUCAGUGAUCAGUAUGUGGACCUGCUUAAACGUAUCGCCGAUCAAAUUAUGAUUAUUUGCAAAGGUGAGUUGAAUCUGAACCACAUCAUUCAGAACGAUGGUUCGAACGAAGAAGCGUACAACGGCGCAGUUUGUACUCUUCGCGAGUGCGCAUUCGUGGCUGAUGUGUGGAAGAAUAUAUACUUCGAGCGCGCGGCGAUCGAGAGCAGUGGAGCACUGUUGAUUGAUGCGACGACCGUGUUUUCGCAUUUGGAUGCAUUCGCGCAUCGUUGCAGAGAUCUGUUGGAAUUGUGCGAAGCGCAAGAACAAUUUGCGCCGCCGGCGUCUCGCUCAUUCCCAAGCGCAGCGAACGUGGUGCGUUACAGGCUCGACGAUCGACUUGAAGUAAUCCGUCGCGUUUUCCUUGAUGUCGCGAUAAAUGACUUGACCAAGAUUGAGUAUGAUAUUUUGGAUGUGUCCUCGAUGCGAUGGCACGAUGAUUUCGCCGCGUUCAAGUCUCGCGUGAAAAAGUUGGAGAUGAAGAUGUGUGCCAUAUUCGGCGAAGCGUGCGAACGGGCGGAGACGUUACAAGCGCGUGUUUCGCUCCUUCGCUUGUUAUUCACGAAAAUUGCACGUCGAGAUGGUGUUGUUCGCGCAGUCGAAUCUUGCGCCGCUCGCGCGUACUCUAUGUUUGCCGAGGAUUUGCAGUGUGCCAAACGACAGUUUGACGCAAAUCGGAUGAAGCCUCCGAUAGAAUCGAGCUUGCCUCGAACGUUCGGUGCCGUGCACUGGGCCAAUACAUUGCUGCAUCGUCUCGAGAACGACUUCGGUGAGUUACGAAGGGCACACGCGGAGGGUGCGCUACCGCAACUGCCCGAAUCCGUGGAUUUGCUCGCCGUGUACGAUUUAACCAUUCCACAAAUAGAGCGCUUUAUCAACGAAAAAUACGACGAAUGGGUCGUUUAUGUGAACGCAAUGAACGUCGAAGAGCGCCUUGAUCAGCCUUUGCUACGCGCCGACGAUGAUGGGUUAUUGUUCAUCACGUACGCCGUCGACGUAGGCGUUGCGUGCGAGGAUGCUCGAGGAUUCGCAUCCAUGUCUCGAGAAGUACCUGCCAAUAUCAAAGAAGUCGCGUUUGGUGGUAUGCGCUGUGCCCAUGAUGCGUUGUGCGAACGAUUGAGUUCGCUCGUCGAAAGGAACAACACGUUAUUGCGGCAAAUCGGUCGCGACAAGCACGUCAAUCGUCUUUUCCGCGCAAAUGUCGAUAUUUUGAAAAAUCUUUUCGCCGCGGCGUCAAAAGAGCUGACAUGGCGCUCCGAAAUCUCCACCAUCGACGCUUUUUGUGCAGAGUCGGACAAACUCUGCUCGUUUAUGAGUGAAAGUUUGGAAAAGUUUAGAGGAUCGGCUGCGCGCAUCACUGAAAUUCUCGAAGAACUCUCGGCGGUUUCAUUACGGCGCAGGGAAGGUGACCACGUCGACCCGCUGGACGAAUUUAAGAACAUCUACGAACAGGAAACCGUUCAUAUUCGCUCGAAGUUCGGAGAAACAAGUGCGACUAUCUUACAUCUCACUUCACAUCAGCGACAGAGCAUCGGUGACGUUGACACCGCCAGUGAAGCGUGGAUCGCAUAUAUCAAGGACAUUGAAGACGCCGUCGUUCGUGCAUUGCGCAAGGUCUUGUUGCGCACGCUAUCUCAUUUGCAUCUCACGAUGGGCCGAGUGGAGUCUGACUGCGCUCCAUUGAAACCAGUCGUGCUGAUGAGCAUGAACCUUUCAUCCUGCGAUGUUGGCACCAUGCGAGUCGAAACUUCACCGCAAACCACGCAAUUGUGCGAAACCAUCAACACCGUUUUCGACGCCGCGCUCGAUGCGUACGGCUCCGUGCCUCAAAUAUCUCCGCUGAACGAGUCCAUUCAAGAUAGAUUGCUGCGUGAUAACCGGGAUAUGAUUUCGCGCGUAAGAUCGAGUGUCACAAACUCGGUGAAAGACAUCGCCGAAGAUUUGAUGAGAUUUGCCGCACGUUGGGAGGAGCGCUAUUUCCACUUGUGGCGAGAAAACGCCGUCGACGUCAGCGACAACAGCGCGAUUGAAGCCCGCAUUCAUCGCGUGCAGGAGUCGAUGGAGGACGUCAGAAGUGAAGAGCACACGCAUGUGAUCGGGUUCGUCAGAAUCGAAUGUGGAUAUCUCAAGCAAAGUCUUUUGGCUUUAGCUCAGAAUAACGUGCAAGGCAUGAUUUCAGAAUUACGCGCCAAGGCGGCGACUGAAAUCGACGACGUUAUGAGAUACUUUGAAAUGAGUGUCGCCCGUUUCGAACAGCCACCGAGUGACAUAAAUGAGCUCGUCAAGCACGUGAGCGAACUCAAGCAACUACAAACAAACGUUGACUCUGUUCCUGCAUCAUUCGUCAAGCCGCGCGAUAGUUUUCGUAUUUUGAACGAAUUCGUAGACGUCACGGAGACGGAAUCUCAGCGCUUGGCGUCCAUCGAUGACAAGUUUGAAGAGUUCAAGUUUCAGCUAGAGAAGAUCGAGUCAAGCCUCGAUGCGACAAAAGAUGUGUUUCAGAAUGAACUGCGAACAUCAAUCGUGCAACUCGAAAAAGAUGCGAGAGAGUAUAAAGUGAAAUUCGACCGUUUGGCGCCGAUGCAGACGCACCCGGCGUGCGCGAAACGCGCGUGCGACAAGUCGUGGGAGUUUAUCGCGGGCGUUGAUGAGGUCAUCGAACAGUUUGAUCAUCGACUGCGUGUGAUACUGAACGGUUUGGUUGUAUUUGAAGAUCUCGCUCCACCCACACUGGUCGAUAUGGAAGAAUUAAAAGCCGACUUGGAACAACUCAAGAUGGUUUGGCGAGUGGUGCGAGAAUGGAACGACUUGUACGAAGGUUGGAAGGAUGGUAAAUUUAAUGACCUAGAUGUCGAGUCCAUGGAAAACGGCGCUACUCUUUUGUACAAACAAAUCACCAAGCUCGGGCGAGGUAAGGUCAAGGAGUGGGGAACUUGGAUCAGUUUGAAAGAUACGGUUGAUUCGUUCAAGCGCAUCAUGCCGCUCAUCGUUGACAUGCGUAAUCCGGCGGUUCGUCGACGACACUGGGAACUCGUCAUGGAGGCAUGUGGCAAGCAAUUCGAUCCCACAAGCGAAGGUUUCACUCUGGAUAAAGUCGUUGAACUUGGCUUGGACCAUUACGCCGAAGCCAUUUCCGAAAUUAGCACGGAUGCUACGAAGGAAUUAUCCGUGGAGAAUACGCUGCGCGGCAUCGCCGACGUCUGGACAAACGUUGUUCUCGACACCGGUCCGUUCAAGGAAGGGCGCGACGACGUGAUGAAGUUGAGAAGUGCAGAUGAUAUAUUUACCGCAUUGGAAGACAAUACCGUAACUCUGAGUACUUUAAAAGCGAGCAAAUUUUUCUCCGUCUUUGAGCGCACAAUUACGUCGUGGGAAAAGACGCUCGGUGUAGUAAAUGACGUCGUCGAGAUGGUGCUCAAAGUUCAACUAGCGUGGAUGUACUUGGAGAAUAUCUUUAUUGGCAGUGAAGACAUCGCGCGUCAGCUUCCUAGUGAAACGGAAAUGUUUGGCACGAUUAAUACGCGUUUUAUCAAGCUCAUGCAAGAAAUGCACAAGACGAGCAACGUCGUUUUGGCGUGCACGGCGAUGCGCGCGCCCGACAUUGGCGACACCCCAGACGUGUCUCUUCUCAAUGAGCUGAGCGCAAUGGAUUCGAAUCUCGAGCGCAUACAAAAGUCACUCGAUGAUUACCUUGAGUCGAAGCGCCAGAUGUUUCCGCGCUUUUAUUUCCUCAGCAACGACGAUUUACUGCAAAUUUUGGGACAAGCGAAGGAACCGCAGAACAUCCAGCCACAUCUGAAGGGGAUGUUUGAGGGCAUUAAAAAGUUAGAGAUGUACGCUCCCGAUCCCUUGACCGGUCGAAGACAUUGUGAAUCUGUCGCAAUGACUUCUCCUGACGGCGAAACGAUCCCGUUCGAUAAUCCUAUCCGCACCGAGGGCCGACCGGAGGAAUGGCUGAACACAGUCGAGGCGGCGAUGUACUCCGCAACAAGGACACAUUUGGCGAGCACGUUCGAGCAGUGCCGCGCGAAGGGAAUCAAAAAAGAUAAAUGGGUGAAAGACAAUCCUGGACAGAUGUUGAUUACCGCUGGUUGCAUUUCGUGGACGAUGGAGUGCGAGAGGGCGCUUCGAGAUCCGGAGAACGUGAAGGAGGCGCUGAAAAAGUUACGGCGUAAAUGGAUUCAAUACUUGAAUAAACUUGUUGAGCUUACGCGCACACCACUCGACAAAGUGACUCGCAAGAAAGUGACGGCAUUGAUCACUAUCGAAGUACACGCGCGCGAUGCGAUAGAAAAACUCAUCAAGACCGGAUGCUCUUCUCCCAACGAUUUUGAGUGGGUGUCACAGUUACGAUUUUAUUGGGAUCGCGAGACGAGGCAUUGCACUGUGAAGCAAGUGCUCAGUGUUUUCGACUAUGGAUAUGAAUACCAAGGUAACAAUGGCCGCCUGGUUGUGACACCACUUACCGAUCGCUGCUACAUGACGCUCGGUGCCGCUAUGUUUACGCGUCGAGGCGGAAACCCACUCGGACCGGCGGGAACUGGUAAAACAGAAACCGUGAAAGAUUUUGGCAAGGCUUUAGCGCGGUACGUGAUUGUAUUCAAUUGUUCGGAUGGCGUAGACUACAAGAUGACGGGUAAGAUGUUUAGUGGGCUCGCGCAAACUGGCGCAUGGGCGUGUCUGGACGAAUUUAACCGUAUCACGGUGGAGGUACUGUCAGUGGUGGCGACACAAAUUAGCGUCGUCAUGGCCGCCGUGAAGCAGAACUUGAAGAUGUUCGAUUUUGAAGGUCAGCGUAUUCGCUUGAUACCGUCAUGCGGUGUCUUCGUCACCAUGAAUCCAGGCUACGCCGGUCGCGCCGAAUUGCCCGACAAUCUCAAAGCAAUCGUGAGGCCAGUGUCAAUGAUGGUUCCAGAUUUUUGUUUGAUUGCCGAGAUCAUGAUGUUCAGCGAAGGCUUCACAAACGCGAAACCGCUGGCCAAGAAAAUGGUUGCAAUCAUGGAGCUCAGUCAGCAACAGCUCAGUAAGCAAGAUCACUACGAUUACACCUUGCGUUCUUUCAUCAUUCCAAUAUCUCGAGCCGCUGGCGCGAAGAAGCGUCAAGCUCCGCAAGCCGACGAACAAUUGAUCUUAUUCAACGCGAUGAGAGACCUGAUUAUUCCAAAGCUCGUGUACAUUGAUAUUCCACUAUUCAAGGCUCUUCUCAACGACUUGUUCCCUGAAGUCAACGCGCCGCAUGAGGACUCGGCUACUCUGCGAGAGGCACUCGUCCAGGAGUGCCGACUGAACAAUUUGCAACCAGUGGACGCAUGGAUUUCCAAGAUUGUGCAAAUUUUCGAUUGCAAAUCGGCCCGACACGGUAACAUGAUUGUCGGUAAAACUGGCUCGGGCAAAACUCGGGCGCGAGAAAUUCUGAUCAAGGCCAUGUCGCGCUUGAAACAAAGCGGCGUUCAAGGCGAUUUCCAAAAUGUCGAAGUGUAUCCAAUCAACCCACUCGCGUUGUCGAACGACGAACUGUACGGGUCAUUCGAUGAAGCAACACACGAAUGGUCUGACGGAGUUUUGGCCAAAAUUAUGCGAAACGUGUGCAAAGACGAAUCGGCGAAUCAGAAAUGGAUUCUCAUGGACGGGCCCGUCGAUACGCUGUGGAUUGAAAGUAUGAAUACGCUCUUGGACGACAAUAAACUUUUAACGUUGCUUUCGGGCGAACGAAUCAUGAUGAGCCCGCAAGUUUCAAUUUUGUUUGAAGUCGAAGAUCUGUCGCAGGCUUCGCCAGCGACGGUCUCGAGAGCUGGAAUGAUUUAUUUCAACGUCGAAGAUCUUGGUUGGCAGCCGUACGUGGCGAGCUGGCGAUGUGAACGAAAAAAUAGAGAUCGCAGUGAUGUAGACAUAGAAGACGCGCUGUCUAACUGCAUGGACAAGUACAUGGACGAAGUUUUGGGGUUCAAGCGUUCAAAAUGUCGAGAGCCCGUGGCGACGGAUGAGUUAGCGAGCAUUCAUCAGUUUACGACGUUGUUCGAUGCGCACCACAUCCAGAGCGUCGGGGACGUAGAGCCUAUUUUUGUGUUUUGUAUAGUCUGGUCGAUAGGAGGGUCAAUUGAUCACGCAAGCCGCUUACGUUUCGACGCAAUGCUUCACCGUAUAAUGCCUUUGAAGCUGUUCCCGCACACGCCGGCGUCGGCGCCGACGGACACAACUGUCUUCGACUUUUACUACGACGCGGAGCGCCGUGCGUUCGUGCCUUGGGUGGAGAAGAUACCUACCUAUCAUUUACCUCACGAAAACACGCCGUUCUUCAAGAUCAUGAUUCCCACCGUCGAUUCCGUCCGUACAAAGCAUCUAGCGACGCUACUUCUCAAAGCCGGCAUGAACACUCUCAUCGUCGGUAACGUCGGCGCGGGUAAAUCAAUGGUGGUAGACUCUUGUCUUUCCGAGCUACCAGAAGGAUACAUUGGAAGUAGAAUAACAUUCAGUGCACAAACGAGCUCAAAUUCGCUUCAGGAAACAAUCGAAGGUAAGCUUGAGAAGCGCUCAAAAGGAAGCCUCGCGCCUCCCGGCGGUCGAAAGCUCAUCCUGGCAAUUGACGAUUUGAACAUGCCGAAGAAGAGCGAGUUUGGUUUCAUCCCUCCGCUCGAGUUGCUAAAAUUAUGGCAUGACAAUGGGUUUUGGUAUGACCGAUCGAAGCAAGAGCGAACACACGUCAGUGAUAUGAAGCUUCUCGCGGCGAUGGCGCCCCCGGGCGGCGGCAGAAAUCCGUUCUCGCAGCGUGUUCUAUCCAUUUUUGCGGUUCUAAACAUGGUGGAUCCAUCCGACGCACAGCUUGAGCGUAUUUAUGGCACAAUUCUUGGGGAAACGCAGGGUGGGUUCGACCAAUCGAUCGCAUCGAUCGGCACGACUAUUGCCAAGGCGUCCAUAGCGGUGUACAACUCCCUCGCUCGCGAACUUCUCCCGACUCCGACGAAGAGUCAUUAUCUGUUCAACACUCGCGAUCUCGCAAAAGUCAUUCAAGGAGUCACUCGCGCUACAAAACAGUUUUACGACUCGAAAGAGUCCAUCUUGCAACUGUGGAUUCACGAAAACUUGCGUGUCUUUGGUGAUCGUCUUUGGGAUGUCAACGAUUCGUCGUGGCUCAGGAGGCAAAUCGACACCAACAUGCGACUACACUUCGGAGUCUCGUGGAAUGAGGUGCUCUCGACGGGUGCGACGACGUCUGUCGCGAGUGAAGUCGACGAGAAACUCAAUGAAUGUCAUCCAUUCGUAUCAUUCAUGCGCCAAGGUUUAGAUGUUCCGCCGUACGAAGCCGUCGUCGACGCGCCGGCCUUGAAAGAGUUUCUCACAGAAAAGCUUGAAGACUACGGAUUGGAACCGGGCAACGCGCCUAUGGAUCUCGUACUUUUCAACGACGCAAUAAUGCACGUUUGUCGAAUACACCGUGUCUUGACUCAACCUCGCGGACACGCGAUGCUUGUGGGCGUUGGUGGAAGCGGUCGCAAAUCGCUCGCUCGACUCGCUGCUUACGUUGCCGAGAUGAAAUCAUUUUCAAUCGAGAUCACGAAGAACUACAAGCAGCUCGAAUUCAGGGAAGAUCUCAAAUCACUGUAUCGUCAAACAGGAGUCGCCGGCAAGCCUACGGUGUUCGUGUUGGAUGACACGCAAAUCGUCAAAGAGACUUUUCUGGAGGACGUGAACAACGCGUUGACGUCUGGGGAAAUACCAGGUUUAUUUGCAAAGGAUGAAAUUAGCGCGAUUUGCGAGGAUAUGCGCAAGAUCGCAAAAGCACAGAGUAUUCGUGCGGUGACUCACGACGAGCUUUUCGCAUUCUUCAUGGAGCGAGUGAUGCAAAAUCUUCACAUCGUCUUGUGCAUGUCGCCAAUUGGAGACGCGUUUCGCGAGCGAACGAGAAUGUUCCCGGGGUUGGUUAAUUGCUGCACGAUUAAUUGGUUCAAAGAUUGGCCCGUUGACGCGUUGGAAGAAGUCGCGAUGAAGAAAUUACGAGACGACGACGUGAAUGCGAAGGUGAAAGCGGACUUGUGCAAAAUUUUUGGAAUGAUUCACGCAUCGACGGUUUCGACGGCGGAUGAAAUGUUUAAUGCGAUUAAGCGCAAGAUGUACGUCACGCCAACGAACUACAUCGAGUUUGUCAACUUUUUUAGAGCACUUAUGGUGGAAAAGAAGCGCGAGUUCAACGCGAAAAUUACAAAGCUUCGAGGUGGUUUGACCAAGCUCGCGGAAACAGAAGUCCAAGUUCGUGAAAUGCAGAGCGUGUGCAAGGACAAGGCUGCAGUCGUCGCACAGGCAAAGAAAGACUGCGAAGAAUUGCUUAAAGUCAUCGUCCAAGACAAACGCGCAGCAGACGAACAAAGUAUGCGCGUGAGCGCGGAGGCGGAGCGCAUAGAGGUUGAGGCAAAGAAGGCGAAUGCAAUCGCCGACGAGUGCCAACUAAAACUUGACGAGGCGUUGCCUGCGCUCCAAGAAGCAGAGGCAGCUUUGAACGUUUUGACGAAAAAGGACAUGGGUGAACUCAAGUCUUACGUUAAACCUCCAGCCCUAGUGGAACUGUGCUUAAAGGGUGUGCUCACCGUACUCAAGCGGCCGACGACAUGGGAUGAGUCGAAGAAGCAGCUUGGCGACUCUGGAUUCUUGGAGCGAUUGCUGAACUUCGACAAGGACACGCUCGUCGACAGCUUGCUGACGAAGAUCGCAAAGUUUGUGAACAAUCCCGAUUAUCAGCCUGACGUCAUCGGGAAAGUCUCCAACGCCGCAAAGGGGUUGUGCAAGUGGGUGCAUGCCAUGUACUCGUACGGAAACGUCGCGCGGGAAAUUGCGCCAAAAAGAUUAAUGCUCAAGCAAGCACAAGACGAGCUCAAAGGCAAGCAGGACGCACUCGCGCUCACACAAGCUAACUUGGCGGAAGUGAUGGCGAAAGUCGCCGCGCUGAAGGAAAAUUACGAAAAGUCUGCGUCGAAUAAGGCGUCGUUGGAAAACGAACUCGCAGAUUUGGAGCUCAAACUCGAACGAGCCGAGGCGUUAGUCGAUGGAUUAUCCGGUGAGAAAAAGAGAUGGGUGAAAUCGAUUGAAGACUUUGAGUCGCAGAUCGAGCGACUUCCGGGUGAUGUGUGCAUUGCCGCAGCUUUCAUGAGUUACGCCGGGGCGUUUCCAUCAGAGUAUCGCAAGGCGCUCGUGACGGAUUGUUGGAUGCCAAUGUUGAAGGAGAUGGCGAUUCCGUGCACCUUGGAGUUUGACUUUGCGAGUUUUCUCGCGAAUCCUUCCGAUGUGCGAGACUGGAAUAUUCAAGGUUUACCAGCCGAUUCGUUUAGCACCGAGAACGCCGUCAUCGUCACUCGCGGUAAUCGAUGGCCGCUUCUCAUCGAUCCGCAGGGGCAAGGAAACAAAUGGAUCAAAUCGAUGGAGUCGGCGAAUGGUUUAAUCGUCACAACUUUACACGCGCCUGAUAUGGUGCGACAAGUUGAACACGGCAUUCAGUUCGGCGUUCCUGUGCUCAUUCAGGAUGUGAAAGAAACGAUAGAUCCGAUUCUGGAAAACAUCGUGGCGAAAGUAUUCAUAAAAAAGGGCGGCUCGGUAACUGUGAAACUUGGCGACAAAGAUUUGGAUUACUCGCCAAAGUUCCGACUAUAUUUCACGACAAAAAUGAUGAAUCCGCACUACACGCCAGAAGUGAGCACCAAGCUCGCCGUCACCAACUUCACCGUGAAGGAACAAGGAUUGAAUGCACAGCUAAGAGAUUUAGUCGUUCGCCGCGAGAGGCCGGAGCUCGACGCGCAAAAGAAUGAACUCGUCGUAAAGGUUGCGCGGGGUAAACGGAAGCUCAGUGAACUCGAAGACCUAAUUUUGGAUUUACUAAGCAGAGCCUCUGGAUCUUUGCUGGAUAAUAUCGAGCUCAUCGAUUCUUUAACGCGCUCAAAAAAUACAAGUGAGGAAGUCACGGCGAGCCUAAAAGUCGCCGAAACCACCGGAGUGGAAAUUGAGAACGCAGCUGCGGCUUACGCCCCUGUGGCGAAGCGAGCGACGAUUCUGUACUUUACGUUAUACAACCUGGCCGAUAUAGAUCCAAUGUACCAGUUUAGCUUGGAUGCAUACACGAGCUUGUUCGACGCGUCGAUCACAAAGUCGCGCCGGCAAAACGCGGACGAAGAUAGCGUCGACGUCAACGAAAGACUGGCCAUCUUGAACGAUUAUCACACAUACGCCGUGUACAGGUACACCUCCAGAGGCUUAUUUGAGUCGCAUAAACUUCUUCUCAGCUUACAAAUGUGCGUUCGCAUUCAAUCAGAAGAAGGAGCGAUACCUUCGGCUGAGUGGCAAUAUUUCGUGCGGGGAAGCGCCGGUGGCGUGCGCGAGAAACACGAAGUGGUCAUGCGCGCUGAAGUGGGCGCGUGGUUGAGUACAGAUCAGUGGUCGAACGUCGUCGCGCUCGCUCGAGCGUUUGAAGAUGCUCUCUCAGACCUUCCAACUUCCAUAAAUGAAAUGCACGCGGACGAGUGGCGAGUCUGGUAUCGACAUUCAAAGCCAGAGACGCAAGCGUUGCCUGGCGCGUGGGGUGAGAGUCUCAGCGCACUUCAAAAACUUUUGAUUUUGCGCGCGCUUCGCUUAGACCGUGUGGAAAGCGCGAUAAGACAGUUUGUUGCGGAUAAUCUUGGCGCAAAAUUCGUCGAUCCGCCGGUGCUCAACUUGAAUGAAGUUUAUUUCGAUUCAGCGUGCGAGGUUCCGUGUAUCUUUGUCUUGAGUGCGGGCGUCGAUCCCGUGGCAAACUUGAGACAAUUGGCCACUAGCAAAGGAAUGAGCGACAAGCUGUUCACCGUCGCUCUCGGACAGGGGCAAGCUUCGAUUGCGACCGAACUCAUCGAACGCGGAAGAAAGGAAGGCCACUGGGUGUUCCUCGCUAACUGCCACCUCAUGAUUUCAUGGCUGCCAAAGCUUCAAGAAAUCAUCGAAGACUUUGAUAGCGAAGCUCCGCACGAAAACUUUAGACUUUGGCUAUCCUCAAAUCCGACUCCCGCGUUCCCGCUGGCGAUUCUCCAACGCGGUCUGAAAAUGACGACGGAACCGCCAAAAGGUUUGCGCGCGAAUUUAGCGCGACUGUAUAGCACUUGCGUUUCGGAAGAAUCUUUCGCGCAAUGCGCGAACAAAACCAAAUAUGGUCGAUUGUUGUUUUCGUUAUCGUUCUUCCAUGCACUGUUGCUAGAGCGUAGAAAGUUCGGAACUCUCGGUUUAAACAUUCCGUACGAUUUCAACGACACGGAUUUUUCCGUCUCUGACGAUUUACUUAAAUCGUAUUUGGAUGGCUACGAAGAAACACCCUGGGAUGCGUUGCGAUAUUUAAUCGGCGAAGCAAAUUACGGCGGACGCGUGACCGACGAAAUCGAUAGACGCGUGAUUAAAGCGUAUCUGCUGCAAUUCUUUUGCGAAGACGUAUUGCGAGAGGAAGCGGCGUACGAAUUGUGCGAAGGCCCGAGCGGCAAAGUGUAUUGUAUCCCGUCGAAUACGAAUGAACUCAAAAAUCAUCGCGAGUUUGUGAACAAACUUCCGCUCAGUGAUCAAGCCGACGCUUUUGGGCAGCAUCCAAACGCUGACAUCUCCUACAUGAUUGCGGAAAGCGAAGCCAUUCUUAGCGCGAGCGCUAAAUUUCAAGUCUGCGACGGCGGUUCGACAGCGAGUUCUAGUUCCAGCGCCGCCGCCCAAAUGGAGGCAAACGUGCUCGCAGUUAUCGGCGAAAUGCUCGAGACGAUUCCCAAACCGCUGGAUUACGGAGCGAUCGCGCAGAAAAAAAGCACAGACAUGAGCCCUCUCAACGUCAAUUUGCUCCAAGAAAUCGAGCGCUACAACGCGCUACUGGGUACGCUUUCCCUCACUUUGCAACGACUUCGCAAGGGCAUAAAUGGAACGGUUCUGAUGUCGAGCGAGCUGGAUGACGUGUACGAUGCGUUGGCGGCAAACAAAGUCCCAGCUGCGUUUCUCAAGGCGUAUCCGUCUCUCAAGCCUUUGACUUCAUGGACGCUCGACUUGAUUUGUCGUGUCGAACAGCUCUCCGCGUGGGGACACGGAACGUAUCCCAAGACUUACUGGUUGGGCGGAUUUACGUAUCCGACGUGCUUUCUGACGUCUGUACUCCAGAUGACGGCGCGACGAGACGGCAUCGCCAUCGACGCGCUCUCGUUUUCAUUCUCAAUCGUCGACGAAAGCGACAGCGAUCAAUCGCCAGAGGACGGCGUCUACGUUCGAGAUCUCUACCUGGAAGGUGCGGGUUGGAAUCACGAGAAAAAGUGCUUAUGUGAACCGGACACCAUGAAACUCAUCGUCAAAAUGCCCGUGAUGCACUUCAAACCUACGGAGCGGAAGAACAAAGCGUCCGCGUCGAACGUCACGUAUCAAGCGCCGCUGUAUAUGUACGGUCGCAGGACGGGGACGCGCGAGCGCCCGUCGUUCGUCACGAUGGUCGACCUAGAUGCGGGCGGCGUCGACCCAUCGCAGUGGAUCAAGCGCGGCACCGCUCUACUGCUGUCGCUGUCGAACUGA